Messenger RNA from Scheffersomyces stipitis CBS 6054, 2814 nucleotides. RefSeq lists its product as uncharacterized. Bases 1 to 2727 code for a protein of 908 amino acids. Lineage: Eukaryota; Fungi; Ascomycota; Pichiomycetes; Serinales; Debaryomycetaceae. The transcript has a single exon. The record is from RefSeq and is a predicted model, not a curated record. Gene Ontology annotation, cellular component: Golgi apparatus; COG complex. Gene Ontology annotation, biological process: intra-Golgi vesicle-mediated transport.
AUGAGUGUCCUGCUGAUGGAGUCUCCCUUUCUGGAUGCGAUUGAGGUCGGCGAUCCCGAUGCAGCAUCUGUUGACGAUAUUUUCAGGCAGAUGUCGAUUCCACAGAUCCACAAGUUAAGCCGCGAGUAUAAGCUGAAGAUCGAAAAGACCAAAUCUGACUUGCACAGCUUGGUGGGAAGCAAAUAUCGAGAUUUAAUUAAAAUUGCAGAAGACAUAGAUUCUAUGUACCUUAUUUCGAGUGAUGUCGAUCUGAAAUUGACCGAUUUAUCGUAUCAGAAGUCGAAUUUCAUUCCUUUUAGCAAUAGUAAUAGCCAUGCCAAAUUCAAUACUAUUGUCAGAGCAAACCAUGCCAGAGAAGCAAGAAGAAGCUCUCGUAUCUUGAUAUUGAGAGAUGCCGUUAACAAUAUUUUAGAAAAAUUUGAUUUGAAGUUGUCAAUAAAUGAGAAUGGUUCUCCAUUGGUCCAUACUUCCAACUUAAUCUAUUAUGCUAAAGUUUACUACACGAUCGAGAGUUUAUUUGCUGAUUUGCUUGAGAGAUAUUCCAAUCUAAAGCAGAAGUUUCUUCGUCUCAAAGAAAAUUUUAUAAACUAUCUCGAGAACGAAUUAUCGAGCUACAAUUUGUUUGACAACGCAGUAUAUGGAACUACAAAUGACAAAAUAAAACAUAAUCAGAAGUUGAAGCUUUCUGAUUUGAACAAUAAUCGUACAAUGUCGUCGUUAGCAGAUGCUCAGGUCUUUGAUGAUCUCUACCAGGAAGAAAGUUUUGAUCCAAUUGAAGAAGAUCCAGCAGAUAGUUUUGAAAAUGACGAAUACAUCAAAUCCAAGCACGAAUCGUACAACAAACUGCUGCCUCCAAUUGUCAAUUACUUGAUUGCAUACACAAUAGCAAAUAUCUGUAACGCAGAAUUGAACUCCGUCCAAAAAGUCCUUUUGAAAUUUAUCCAAUUGAGACACAACUAUUUGGAGAGUUUGUUGAAUAAGGCUGACACAACUUAUGACGCCACACAACUUAAUUACUUUGUUAUCUUCAAAUUUAUCGAAAACACUUGUGGAUACAUUGAGAAAUACUUUGAAAAUGUGCAUAGCACUUAUCAUAGAAGUUUAAACUUGGCAAUUAGACCGUGGAAAGCAUCAAAUUUGUUAGGCUUCAGAGGCUGGUUCAACGAAGAAGACGUGAAUUUGAAAGAGGCCUAUAAUUAUGAAGUUUUUCCCUUACAAGUAAGCGCUUCUAUUGAGAAUUUACCCAAUGUAAUCUAUAACUUCAUGAAAAACAAAAUAAUUUCAACUAAGGUAGAAGUAUCGUUUGAAAAUGUCUGGAGGACAUUAUUGAUUUACCACAACUUUUUCUUUGGUUUAAUUCGACUCUUUGAUUACGCAUCUUUCAACGAAUCGCAAUCAAAAUUGAUAACUAUUAUUGAAAACAAAAAAGAAGAUAAUAUUUUGAUUCAAUUGACGAAGGCAGUGAAAAAAGUAAUCCAAGGAGCAUUUUCAGAUCAUUACGGGGAACUACUCUCAAAGGACAAUUCCAGCAUCAUAACAAAAAUUCAAGAAUAUAUCCACCAAAGGGAUAAAUCAGAGCAUAGUGAAGAAAGAUUAGAAUUAUUCUCUUCUGGAUUGACUGAUUUGAUGGACGCAAAUCUUGAGAUGUACAUUGGCGAGAUUUCGAAUAUUUCAUUUGCUUCUUCUGGAGAAACCAUCUCUGAUUCAUUGAUGAAGUGGUUCGACAAGUUUGACGAUUUCAAUAUACUAUUGGACUUACACUCAGCACAGGAUGAUAACAAAUUGAGCUCGUUCAAUUGCUUGAAAAACCUUAACGUUUUCCUUUCCAGGCCCAUUUCAGAAACCAAGCAAGAAAUUAAAUGGGGUUUAUUUGAUAAGCAAUGGUUUGAGUCAGAAUUCUCAAGUUUGUACAAAGAAUUGAACAGCUCAUUUUCUUUCUCUAUUAAUUCAUUUGUCUCAGAUCUCCAGAACAUACUUGAAAGCAGCGAGUCCAACGAUAUUGUAUCCUACUACUACUUGCUAAAUAUUCUCAUCACAAUCAAGGAAAGGUUGACUUCGUUGGAUACAGUCAAUUUGGACGUUAUCCUGGCUGAGAGCAGCAUAGAUGAACUUUGUAAAAAGUUAUUCUCCUAUUCGAUUGAAGAACUUCCGAAGGAUAAGUUUUUCGCUUCUUUUGAUGAUCUUGUGCAUGAGCUUGUUCUGUCAAGUCAAAUGGAAGAUUUACCAACCAGACCGUCCUUGAAAUUGGCUGCAUCUAUCUACGAAUUGGCAACGUCGUACUUGAGCGCUGGCGUUUCCGACACCAACCACACGUAUGAAAAGUUGUUCCUGAGUGUUAAUGGCAGUAUAAUUUUUGUUAAUCUAAAAAACAAAUGGAUUCAACAUGAAUUGAUUAAUGAACGUUUUGAUAAAGCUAUAGAAAAACUUCUAACCAAAGAUCAGGAGGAAGAGAAGGUAGACAUUGAAUUGAGACCUAAACAAGAAAAUCAAGUCUCAAAUGCACCAUCAAAGGAGGUGCAAGCUGUUAACAUUUUUGCCAAUAUGGUCUUCUUGUAUCAAUUCAUUACAUCUAGUGAAGAGGAUAGUCAAAUGUUUGCUGAAAGUACAUUCAAGAAAUUAAACGAAAACGGUACUCUUAUUGAUGAUGUAACAUUGAGAAUUGUGACAAAAUCAAUCGUGGAUUACUUUAAAUCAAGUCAAACUUUAUAUCUUCCGCUUCUGAUUUGACAGCAUACGUAUUAUAUAUACGAACUAGUGUACAGCCACUAAUGAAUGAUUGUCUAAUACAAAUAGACUUUAGAUCCAUUCUUGGUU